Molecule: messenger RNA, 2046 nt
Organism: Salvelinus namaycush (lake trout)
Lineage: Eukaryota; Metazoa; Chordata; Actinopteri; Salmoniformes; Salmonidae
Product: sodium/calcium exchanger 1-like
Exons: 5
Coding region: 16-2046 (676 amino acids)
Biological process (GO): calcium ion import across plasma membrane; cell communication; sodium ion transmembrane transport
Cellular component (GO): axon; sarcolemma; postsynapse
Molecular function (GO): calcium:sodium antiporter activity
Source: RefSeq, a predicted model, not a curated record
GUGGCCCUGGUGUACAUGUUCUUGGGAGUGUCCAUCAUCGCUGACCGUUUCAUGGCGUCCAUCGAGGUCAUCACCUCUCAGGAGAAAGAGAUCACCAUCAAGAGACCCAACGGAGAGACCACCACCACCACCGUGCGGAUCUGGAACGAGACAGUGUCCAAUCUCACGCUCAUGGCCCUGGGUUCAAGUGCCCCUGAGAUCCUACUGUCCGUCAUUGAGGUUUGCGGCCACGGUUUUGAUGCAGGAGCCUUGGGUCCUAGCACCAUCGUGGGCAGCGCCGCCUUCAACAUGUUUGUCAUAAUUGGCAUCUGUGUGUACGUGGUGCCCGACGGGGAGGUCCGUAAGGUCAAGCACCUGCGCGUCUUCUUCGUCACAGCCACCUGGAGCAUCUUCGCCUACAUCUGGCUCUACCUGAUCCUGGCUGUCAUCUCCCCUGGCAUAGUGCAGGUGUGGGAGGGCCUGCUCACCCUCUUCUUCUUCCCCAUCUGCGUGUUGUUCGCCUGGGUCGCUGACCGACGCCUCCUCUUCUACAAGUAUGUCUACAAGCGCUACCGUACCGGCAAGCAGCGGGGCAUGAUCAUUGAGACCGAGGGUGACCGCCCGCUCCCGUCCAAAGUUGACAUUGAGAUGGACGGAAAGAUGCUCAACUCUCACGCGGUGGACUUCCUAGACGGGCCUCUGGGGCUGGAGCUGAACGUGAAGGACCUGGAUGAGGAGGAGACCCGGCGCGACAUGGCCAAGAUCCUCAAGGAGCUGAAGCAGAAGCACCCAGACAAGGAGAUGGAGCAGCUGAUUGAACUGGCCAACUACCAGGUGUUGAGUUCGCAGCAGAAGAGCAGGGCCUUCUACCGCUGCCAGGCCACCAGACUCAUGACCGGCGCUGGGAACAUCCUGAAGAAGCAUGCGGCUGACCAGGCCCGCAAGGCCGUCAGCUUGCACGAGGUUCGCUCUGAUAUGGCCGAUAACGACCCCAUUUCCAAGAUCUACUUUGACCCCGGCUCCUACCAGUGCCUGGAGAACUGUGGCACAGUGGCAGUUAACGUGCUACGGCGAGGCGGUGACCUGACCAAGACAGUGUCGGUGGAGUUCCGCACAGAGGAUGGAUCAGCCAACGCGGGCUCGGACUACGAGUUCACCGAGGGGGUGGUGGUGUUCAAGCCCGGCGAGACCCAGAAGGAGAUCCGUGUGGGCAUCAUUGAUGAUGACAUCUUUGAGGAGGAUGAGAACUUCCUGAUCCACCUGAGCAACGUCAAAGUGCUGCUGGCAGAGGGAGAGGAGGUAGAGAACCCAGAGACCAAUCACGUGGAGGCGGUGGCCUGUCUCGGCCUGCCUGCCACGGCAACCGUGACCAUCUUUGACGACGACCACGCCGGCAUCUUCACGUUCGAGGAGCCGGUGGCACACGUGAGUGAGAGUGUGGGCACCAUGGAGGUGAAGGUGCUGCGUACGUCAGGGGCACGUGGGGUCGUCAUGGUGCCCUACAAGACUGUAGAGGGCACGGCACACGGAGGAGGAGAGGAUUUCGAAGAUACACACGGGGUCCUGGAGUUUCAGAACGAUGAAAUCUUCAAAAUGAUCAAGGUCAGAAUCGUUGACGACGAGGAGUAUGAGAAAAACAAGACCUUCUACUUGGAGAUGGGAGAGCCUCGCCUGAUGGAGACCAAUGACAGUAAAGGUGGGGGAGAUACUACAGAGGUGGCUGUGAAGGAGGUGGAAGAGGAGACGCCACUGACAGAAGUGGAUGAUGAGGACCAACGCAUCGCUGAUAUGGGCCGACCCACGCUGGGGGACCACGUCAAACUUGAAAUCAUCAUUGAGGAAUCCUACGAGUUUAAGAACACUGUGGACAAGCUGAUUAAGAAGACAAACCUGGCGCUGCUGGUGGGGACUAACAGCUGGAGAGACCAGUUCAUCGAGGCCAUCACCGUCAGUGCCGGGGGCGAUGAUGUGAUCUGUGCCCAGUUUAAUGUCACCUCCGCUGGGUUCGUGGCUGCCUCUUCCUCUCCCGAUGGGGCCUGGCGGAAAGAGACAGUCCAUAACAAUUAA